This is a messenger RNA of Clupea harengus (Atlantic herring), 1927 nucleotides long. RefSeq names its product SH3 domain binding kinase family, member 3 (gene sbk3). The transcript has 5 exons. The record is from RefSeq and is a predicted model, not a curated record. NCBI's taxonomy places the organism in Eukaryota, Metazoa, Chordata, Actinopteri, Clupeiformes, Clupeidae. Bases 392 to 1435 code for a protein of 347 amino acids. Gene Ontology annotation, biological process: protein phosphorylation. Gene Ontology annotation, molecular function: ATP binding; protein serine/threonine kinase activity.
AGCUGCAGUACAUGCAUAUUUGCAGGGAAAACAAAUGGCAGAAUUUGGGGAGGGAGGGGGGGGGCAUAGUGGGAGGACGAGAGAGGGGACACAGUAUUAAAGACUCAGAGUCAGUGUGGACGGUCCUAUCGGUCUGAUACAAUACCAUGCAAGUGCGUGCAACUAGAGUGCGGAAAACUAUCACAGUGGUUGACUUAGCAAAGCUGUCUACAGCUAGUGAAGAUUGUGUAUAGCUAGCCAGCACUAACCUGACAAGGAGGUAUAAGACUCCAAAGUGAAGAGUUUUGUUCAUGACUGUACAUAUGGACAAGACAAUCUAAGAUUUUUUAGACGCAAAGAGAGAGAGAGAGAACAAUAGAGCAAGCAGUCACUUUGAAGAGGACUCAACAAAAUGACAGAUGCGACAGAGCAACUGGACGAGCUCUGCUAUCUCACGGCUCAGUCCCUGACCACACUGAAGACGUCAGAGCACUUUAAGCUUAUCAAACUUCUGGGACAGGGGUCAUAUGGAAAAGUCAUGCUGGCUGUCCACAAGAAAAGAGGGACACCCAUGGCACUGAAGUUCUUCCCUCGUCCGGACACAUCCCUCCAGGCUUUCCUGCGUGAAUACAACCUCUCCCUCUCCUUCUGCACUCACCCCUCUCUCAACCGGGCUCUCGGUAUCUACUACUCCACCCCAUCCUACUACGUCUUUGCACAACAGGCUGGUCUCUAUGGUGACCUGUAUGACGUCAUUGUGUCAAAGGAUAGUGUGAGUGAGGAGUGCUCCCAGCGGGUGAUGUCUCAGCUUAGUGGGGCCGUCUCCCACCUCCACUCUCUGGGCUUCGUCCACCGUGACAUUAAGCCGGAGAACAUCUUCCUCUGCGAUGCGGCAUGUCGCUGGGUCAAAUUGGGUGACUUUGGACUGGUGAGGGCACAGGGCACCCAGGUCCGUGCUGUCUGGUACGACUCACCCUUCUGUGUGCCUGAGCAAGACAGAAAGGAAGAGGAGGAGGAGGAGGAGGAGGAUAUUUGGAUAUCAGUGGAGCCCAGUUUGGAUAGCUGGGCCCUGGGGAUUCUGGUGUUUUGCCUGCUGACAGGCUGCUUCCCCUGGGAGGAGAGCACCUCAGAUGACCCAUCCUUCUGUGCAUACAAGAAGUGGUUUGACCAUAUGGCCGAGAGUAAGGAGGAGGACGCUAAUUGCUACGACCAAAUCGCGUCACACUUUUCAUUCUUCAGCCCACUAGCCUUGUCACUCUUCAGGCAGCUGCUGAACCCAGAGCCCACACUAAGGGCUGGGGCUGACGAGAUCCCAGGCUACCUGGGGGGGGCCUGGCUCCUAGAGACUGAGAAGGAGGAGAAGACGAAGGCAGAGGCGGCAGAGAGGGAGGCCAGGAGAGUAUCAGAGGGAGGACUUGCCAGGGAGAAAGAAAGGGAGGGGAGAGGAGAAAGAUAAAUGGUUUACCCCAUACGAUGUUAUUUAUUGGCCCAUGUACCACAUGUUCACUGUAUCUACUGAUGUAAGACCUGAAUUUGGGUCUGUAUAUAAGAAACAAAUAAAUAGAUGAAUGUAAAAUGUAUGUAUUUUUAGCAUGUGAAUAUUAAAUACCUCUGAUCAGAGAUUUAAGUCUGAUACUUCCUAGAUUAAUUGAGAAAGGGUGAAUCACAACUAAAUUAAACUGCUGUAGUUUUCUUCUAUUCUGUAAAUAAAUUAUAUCCGGAGCUGUUGUAGUGGUUGAAAUAGCUGUAUUUCAACAGAAAACACUUUCAUUUGUUGGACAACCAGUACUGAUAUCAAAUGUAUAACAAUAUAAUCCUGCCUCACAUCUCUACCUCAGAUAGAAGUUGUUUGGCUAAUGAUGCUGGUAAUCUGGUCGUGGGGGUCUUAUUGUGUAUAUGUGAUUGUUGUUUUUUUAAUACUUUAAUGCAAUAAACAUAUUUUCAUUUA